Molecule: messenger RNA, 701 nt
Organism: Corylus avellana
Lineage: Eukaryota; Viridiplantae; Streptophyta; Magnoliopsida; Fagales; Betulaceae
Product: RNA-binding (RRM/RBD/RNP motifs) family protein
Biological process (GO): mRNA splicing, via spliceosome
Cellular component (GO): precatalytic spliceosome; U2-type prespliceosome; U1 snRNP
Molecular function (GO): U1 snRNA binding; mRNA binding
Source: RefSeq, a predicted model, not a curated record
GAGUUGCCGUUUCCUGUGGCAGUCAGGAAACGCACCGUUUCAGCAAGCCUCAUUCUCUCUGACUCUGAGCGAGAUUCACAUCGUUUUGUUGGCUCCGAAAACAUGUUGGCAGCAACACUCUCUUUCCCUUGUUACGCAAAGCCCAGACGUCUAACAAUCAGGAAUUCUGUAACGAAUUUCUCUAAGUGCAACUCUCUGAAGCUCAGAGCGUCUCUCUCUGACUAUCCCCUUGCAAGCAGAAUCAUGGUUAGAAAUUUACCAUAUUCAACCAGUGAAAGUAGUCUGCGUCAGGAAUUUUCAAAUUUUGGCGAGAUUGCUGAAGUGAAGCUAGAAAAGAAUGGAGCCAGAAAGUGGUCAAAGGGGUAUGCAUUUAUUCAGUAUACUUGUCAAGAAGACGCCAUGCUAGCCCUAGAAAAUAUGGAUUACAAGAAUUUUGAUGGCAGGGUGAUUUAUGUUGAGCUGGCAAAGCCUGGGGGCAAUGCCUUUGGAGGACGCCCAAGAACCUCUGGACCCCCAAAGGUGCAGCAUUUGCAGGAGCAAGAUGAGGUGCCAGAUUGCUGGUACUAACCAAUUUGUUUUGGAUUAAACCAAGAAUAUAGGGAAAAAGAACAAAAACCAGUUGGGGAGCUGCAGCACUUGUAAUUUUCUCAUUCUUAGUGAUAAAAUGGUAUAUUAAUUUAAUAUAUACAAUAUGUUUUGUA